This is a messenger RNA of Nicotiana tabacum (common tobacco), 1326 nucleotides long. RefSeq lists its product as uncharacterized. Gene Ontology annotation, cellular component: chloroplast. The record is from RefSeq and is a predicted model, not a curated record. NCBI's taxonomy places the organism in Eukaryota, Viridiplantae, Streptophyta, Magnoliopsida, Solanales, Solanaceae.
AUUCACAAUUUGUUUUUCUCUCAAAAAAUUAGAACUAUUCAUACACAAAAGCUUUAUCUAUACUGCCUUAUCCAGAUGAACACAUGUUCCCGGAGUUGUAACAAUUUCUUUCCCUUUGACAAGAAUUCACUUCAAAUGUCUUCCAAUCUUCUUAAAUCACAUGCACAAGCCAUCCAAAUCUCCCACCCUUUGUUCCAUUUCAAACUGCCAACCUCAACUUCCUUAUACUCUGUAGGAUCAACACAACAACUUAACAAUCUUUAUCUGUCUGUCUCUUUCACAACACCCCUGCACUUAACCAAGUUCAAAUCACCUCUUCAGUGUUCAGUCUCUUCUCCUACCCCACCAACUACGAAAGAAGAUGCCAUUUCUCAAGCAAAGUUGUCUCUUUUAACUACUUUAGAGAAACCCCUUAACAAUCCUAAGCUCGUUGGAAGACUCAAGAAACUCAAACAACCAAGAUUUCGUGUUGAAAUUCCAGUUGUUGAUGACUCCUCAUCUGCACUAUCUCAGCUUGCUCUUGAUAUUUUUGCAAACGUGCCCAUUAAAAGAAAAGGCCCAAAAAUCAAGAUUCUGCUUUUAUGGCCUAACCAAAGCUUAACUCAAGCUGCACAAAAAGCCUUUGAGAGUAAGUCUUCAAACCCCAUUAUUGAAAAUUUUGAUAUUUCAUUAAUAACAGAUGAUGUGGAUAUCAGAAUGGUGAGUUCUGGAGAUGUGGUUGUGUUUAUGGCUCCAGAGGCUUCAAGAUUAAGUGUAAUGGAGGCUAUUGCUGAUGCAUUGUAUCCAAAGCCUGUAGUGAUUUUCAAUCCCAAAUGGGGGUUUGAUGAAGAGAGUAGCUUUGGUGAGUUGAGUGGAUUUGUGGGUUCAUUUGAGGUUGUGUAUUCAUUUAUGGGAUUAGAGGUUAAAGGAAUAUUGAAUAAGAGAAAUGGUGUGAUGUUUAAGUGUGUUAGAAAUGGGGUUUUGAGUGGUGAGAAAUGGUAUGUCUUUGUUGAAGAAGAUGGAGAAUUGAAGGUGGUUUCGAGGUUUAAAACAAGGCCAUCAAUUGAGGAAGUUGAGAAUGUUUUGUAUAACUUGAUGGCGAUGAAUUCACCAAUCACAAAGUCAGCAAAGUUCUUGAAAGAUUUGGUGUCAAAUGUAAGGGGACAAAAGUAAAGCACAAUAAUUCAACUUUGUGUAGUUUUCAUUAGAACUCUUUUGGUGAAAAAGGUGACUCUAAUUUUUAGAACAACAGUGUCUCUCUUGAUCCUUUACAACGAUAUUACUGUUUUGCUACCUGUUUCCUUUUCUGUCUUCCCAAUAAUUACAGUAUUAUUCCUCUAAGAUGUC